Messenger RNA from Camellia sinensis, 953 nucleotides. Its product is annotated as protein LIGHT-DEPENDENT SHORT HYPOCOTYLS 4. Gene Ontology annotation, cellular component: nucleus. The record is from RefSeq and is a predicted model, not a curated record. Gene Ontology annotation, biological process: mRNA transcription; response to light stimulus. NCBI's taxonomy places the organism in Eukaryota, Viridiplantae, Streptophyta, Magnoliopsida, Ericales, Theaceae.
GCCGCCGCCGCUUCCGCCUCCAGAAGCCGCUGCAACUCCACCAGCAGCAGCAGUUCCAUAUCGGAAAACAGCGUCACCAACCACCACCAAUUACCACCACUACAACCACCACUACCGCCGCCACUAAGCCGAUAUGAAUCACAAAAACGCCGAGACUGGAACACAUUCGGCCAGUACCUAAAAAACCACCGACCGCCGCUAAUUCUCUCCCGCUGCAGCGGAGCUCAUGUCCUCGAAUUCCUCCGAUACCUCGACCAAUUCGGCAAAACCAAAGUCCACGUCACCACCUGCCACUUCUUCGGACACCCCCACCCUCCGGCGCCGUGUCCUUGCCCUCUCAAACAAGCCUGGGGCAGCCUCGACGCGCUCGUCGGACGCCUACGCGCCGCCUUCGAAGAGAACGGUGGGCAGCCGGAGACCAACCCCUUUGGAGCACGCGCCGUCAGGUUGUAUCUCCGGGAAGUGAGGGACGCUCAAGCAAAAGCUAGAGGAAUUGCCUAUGAGAAGAAGAAGAGAAAAAAGCCACUUAAACAAGGACUUGUAAUGGGUGAGCCUUCAAAUGGGUCUGUGAGAUCAGGGUUUAACACUGCUCAACAUGGUUUUUUGGGCCAUUCUUCUGAACCCAAUGAAGGUCUGGCUAUGGUGGAUUGUUCAGAAUCAAGGAGCUCAAUGAUUGCUCUAUCUGUAUGGAACUAGAAAUUAAUAAGUAGCUUUGAAACUAGGGUUUGUUGUUGUUAAGUCAGUGUAAUCAGUAAUGUGUUUCUGGGUUUUGUUUGUCUAUUUAUGAGUAAUGAAAACUACCCAUCAGCAUAUCAAGCUUUUAGGGUAAAGUAUAUUUCUGGGUUAGAUAAUAAGGGCAAAUGUUUUUUCUAAUUCUCAUCCUAUAUAUGUAUGUAUGUAACUAUGUAUUAUCCAUUUUGGGGCAUACAAAACAAUUGCAAUGUUGCUAUUUG